AUGGGAUUGGGGGGCAUGAGAGGCGGCAUCGGGGGAGGGGGCGCCGGCUCGGGCGAGAGGUGGAGGUGGAUCCUCUUCCUCUCGCUGGUCUCCGUCUCCUUCCUCCUCUCGUUCCUCUUCCUCUUCCUCUCCGCCUACUCCUCCCCGACGCGCCUCCGCCUCCCUGGGCUCACCACCGCCCGCGCCGCCGCCGGAGUCCGCCGCGGCCCCGACGCGCUCCCCUGCCUCGCCUACCUCCUCAUCGGCGGCCGGGGCGACGGGCACCGCCUCCUACGACUCCUCCUCGCAGUCUACCACCCACGCAACCGCUACAUCCUCCACCUCUCCGCCGACGCCUCCCACGAAGAGCGCCGGGACCUUGCUGCUGGGGUCGCCGCCGCGGCGCCCGCCGCUGUCUCUUUCGACAACGUCGCUCUUGUGGGCACGCCUACCGCGGGGACACCCGUCGGGUCGUCGGGCCUCGCCGGCACGUUACGCGCCGCUGCUGUCCUGCUCCGCCUCCACCCCGACUGGGACUGGUUCAUCACCCUCAACGCCGCCGAUUAUCCCCUCGUCACCCAGGACGAUUUGAUUCAUGCCUUGUCGUAUGUUCCAAGGGAAUUUAACUUCAUUGAUCACACUAGUGACAUUGGACAGAAAGAAUCUGAAAAAGUGCAAUCGAUGAUAGUGGAUGCUGGAAUAUACUUGUCAGGGAGGACCAACUUCUUCCGAGCCACACAGAAACGACCAAGUCCUGAUGCUUUCAAGUUCUUCACAGGUUCUCCAUGGGUUAUUCUGAACCGACGGUUUAUAGAGUACUGUGUUCUUGGUUGGGAGAAUCUUCCUCGGCUUCUUCUCAUGUACUUCAACAAUGUAAUGCUACCUCAGGAAGGAUAUUUCCACUCAGUCAUAUGCAACUCGCUUGACUUCCGUAAUUCCACUGUUAACAAUGACUUGAGGUACAAGGUGUGGGAUGAUCCACCUCAGACAGAGCCCCUUUUUCUCAGCAUGGCACAUUAUGAUAAGAUGGUGGACAGUGGACAGCCUUUUGCAAGGCGGUUUCAAGCGAAUGGACCGUUGCUGGACAAGAUCGAUGAGAAACUACUUAAGCGUCCGGGCCAUGGGCCUGUUCCUGGUGCCUGGUGCGCAGGAAGGAAGAGCUGGUUCAUUGACCCAUGUUCCCAGUGGAGCGAUGUGAAUGUUGUGAAACCUGGUCCUCAAGCCUUGAAGUUGCAGCAAUAUAUCAAUCGGACCUUGGAAGAAGCAGAUUCUGGCGCAAAAUCAUGCAGGCCAUAG
Messenger RNA from Triticum turgidum subsp. durum (durum wheat), 1275 nucleotides. NCBI's taxonomy places the organism in Eukaryota, Viridiplantae, Streptophyta, Magnoliopsida, Poales, Poaceae. The record is from the annotation of a GenBank genome assembly.